AUGAAGUUGAGAGAAUCCGCGAAUGACAAGUCAACGUUGUUUAAAGUGAAUAAAUCGCCAUAUCACAUGAUUCGAGAGGCGAAUAUCCCAGACUCAACACGAAAUGCCCAUUCAUCUUCACAUUCCAAUGAAGACACAUCGGAUCUAGACUCUAAUCGUGAACGGAUUGAAUUAUCUGAUUCGAGUUCUCAUUCAAAUGAGCAGAAAGUGGGCAAAUUCAAUAUGAAAUUAUCAGCUACUAAACAAAAGGUGAAUAGGUUCGAUGCUGAUAAGAACGAUGAUGACAGUGAUAGGAAUGUUGUUACGGAUAGCAGCGAUUACGAUAAGAUCAGCACAAUUCUUGGUGCAGCAAUGCUGCCUCCAAUGGAAGUGCAUAAACCAGCCAAGAUUUAUUCAUCGAAAGCCAUCAAGAACUCAUUUACUGUUGAUAAUAAUGUUCGUCGAUCACCCAGCAAAACAACUCAUAAUCCGGUUUGUUUCUAUUGA
Molecule: messenger RNA, 486 nt
Organism: Anisakis simplex (herring worm)
Lineage: Eukaryota; Metazoa; Nematoda; Chromadorea; Rhabditida; Anisakidae
Source: the annotation of a GenBank genome assembly